Molecule: messenger RNA, 375 nt
Organism: Medicago truncatula (barrel medic)
Lineage: Eukaryota; Viridiplantae; Streptophyta; Magnoliopsida; Fabales; Fabaceae
Exons: 2
Coding region: 1-375 (124 amino acids)
Source: RefSeq, a predicted model, not a curated record
AUGAUAGAGAGCCAACCUCUUCACCGUUCUGGUUUUUCUCUUGGAAGAAUUAUCUUCGCUGUCGAAAUCGUUGCUGCACUUCCUCUUCCCACCGAAAUCCAAUCAGAAGGCAACUCAUUUGAUAACUAUUCUACACCUCCACCACCUUCACUUUCACCUUACAAUUACUACACCAAUUACUCUGAUAACUAUUCUAGUGGCAGUUACUUUCCCGGUUAUUAUCCUGGUGGUGCGUACCCACCACCACCACCGCCACACCCUUUCUUUGAAUGUACUGGAAGUUAUGCUGUUGAUGGGUCUAGUGUAUCGUCUGCGCCGCUUGAAUAUUCGUCCUCAUUUGAUUCGAGACCAAAAGGUGGUAAAAUGGGCUUAUGA